Molecule: messenger RNA, 4324 nt
Organism: Syzygium oleosum
Lineage: Eukaryota; Viridiplantae; Streptophyta; Magnoliopsida; Myrtales; Myrtaceae
Product: jacalin-related lectin 4-like
Exons: 8
Coding region: 40-4176 (1378 amino acids)
Biological process (GO): signal transduction
Molecular function (GO): carbohydrate binding; ADP binding
Source: RefSeq, a predicted model, not a curated record
CAAAUCACCGCAGGAGCGUUGACUGAAAAGACAGAAACCAUGUUUCCUUCCCCUUCUCCUCCUCCUCCUCCUCCUCGCCCUCUACCUCGAUGGAAACACGAUGUGUUCGUCAGUUUCCGAGGCAAGGACCUGAGAAGAAACUUCAUAUCGCACCUCUUCUCCGCUUUGGAGCGGGCCUCAAUCAAUUUCUUCAGAGACAACGCGAGAGAAGACAUUGGGGAAGAAAUCAAAUCCAAGCUUUUCAAAGCGAUAUGGCAUGCGAAGAUUGCCUUGAUUGUGUUCUCCGGGAACUACGCCGACUCGAAGUGGUGCAUGAACGAGCUGGUCGAGAUUCUGGAGUGCAAGAAGAGGUUCGGAAACCAUGGUCACCUGGUUGUUCCCAUCUUCCACGAGGUAAAAGCCGGAGACAUUUCUCACUUCGAGGGCGGAAGUGAAUUCGCUCGAGGUUUUGCGAGAUUGUGUGGAAACGCGACAGAUGAAGGGCAGAUACGGAAAUGGAGGGACGCCCUGAGAGAGACUAAGCAAUUGACAGGACUCGGCUUGAGGAACGACGCCGGAGAGGAUGAAGGGAGACUCGUGGACAUAAUAGUAGAGUACCUUGUCGAGAAAAUCCGCGAAACACGGCCACUCUACUUUGUGAAAAAAGCAAUAGGGGUGGAAUUCUUGGUAGACGAGGUGAUUUCUUUAAUUAGAAAGGGCCAAGAGGAGGACGUGCGCAUCAUAGGCAUAUGUGGAGUAGAAGGAACAGGUAAGACGAUGGCAGCCGCAGUCAUCUGUGAUCGCAUUCGCCGCGAUUUCGAGUGCUUCAUUUUUCUUGAUAAAAUCGGAGAAGCAGAUCAAAAUAAUCUUGUCGGUCUACUAGGCCUACAACAGAAGCUGCUCCAUGAUCUCAUAAAGGCGAAAGGAUGGAGGAUGUAUGGCGACAUUCAGACUAACAUCAACGAGAUAAAUAGUAACAUGUGCCAUAAAAAGGUUCUUCUUGUUCUUGAUAAUGUUACUAGGAAAGAACAGAUCAAUUACUUCGGGGCCGGAGAGCGAGAACUGCUGUGUCCAGGGAGCAGGAUUUUGAUCACAACCAGAGACCAAAACUUGCUGAAAGAUCUCAAAGUAGACGACCAGUACAUCGUCAAAGGAUUGGACCCAAAUGAAGCACUUCGGCUCUUUUGUCGCCAUGCCUCGAGGAGAGAAGAACCUCAAGAAGGCUAUGAGGAGCUGUCCAAAAGUCUAGCUCAUUAUGCAGGAGGUCAUCCAUUGUCUCUCGAAGGGUUUGGCUCGUUCCUAAAUGACAAGUCAAAAGAUCAAUGGCAUGAGAUAUUGGAGAAGUUGGUGAGAAGCCCUUAUCUCGAUUCGCUCUCUAGUUCCUUCCAGUCCGUCGGGCCAUAUGGAGGUCAAGGCGGCGAUGCUUUUGAUGAUUUGACACAUACGGGUGUGAGGCAAAUUAGUCUCUAUGGACGGUCAGUUAUAAAUUUCAUGACCGUCGAUUAUGACCAAAAUGGUUGUUUGGUGAGUUUCCAGCACGGUGAAGAUCACUACUACCAUGACCGCGCAAAGCUGGUGAGAUUGGAUCAUCCAAGUGAAUACCUAAUUUCUAUAUCAGGCCAUAUUGAUGAUUAUGAAGGUCAUGACGUUGUUCGGUCUCUCAAGAUCCAGAGCAACAAGAAGACGUACGGACCAUUUGGUUCGGAAACAGGACGGCCUUUUGAUCUCUCACAUUUUGGUGGACAGAUUAUCGGUUUUCACGGGAAUUGUAGCAGCCAUCUCGACUCAAUCGGAGCACAUUUUGGGGCAAUUUCUCACACGUAUCCAUUUGAUGCGUUCGGACCAUUUGGUGGUCACAGUGGUAUGGACAUUUGGGACGACGGAAAAUACACGGAUGUGAGGCAAAUCGUCAUAGGCUUCGAUUCGGCAAUUAAGUCAAUCUCUAUUUUAUAUGAUGAACAUGGACGCCCGGUUGGUCCGUUCACACAUGGCACGAGUGGAGGAGGCAAAACAUAUACGAUUAAGCUCGACCAUCCAAGUGAGUACUUGACAUCCAUCUCGGGCUACACUGAAGAAGUUUUUGGACUCACCAUUCUUCAGUCAUUAACAGUCCACACCAAUAGAAGGGAUCAUGGACCGAUCGGAACAGCUAAUAAAGGGAGGCAGUUUUCAUCUCCAUACACCGGCGGCAAAAUUGUCGGGUUUCACGGGAGUUGCAAUGGCCCUCAUCUCGAGUCCAUUGGAGCUCAUUAUGAGCCGAUUCCUCAUACUCAUCCUUUUAAGGUUUUUGGGCCUUUUGGAGGUGACCAUGGAGAUCCUUGGGAUGAUGGAAGAUACAUUGAUAUAAAGAGGAUUGUUGUUUGCUAUGGAUUCUUCGUAUAUUCCAUUGAUAUAGAUUAUGUUAACAUGGAUGGUUCUAUUCGAUCCACUAGGCAUGGUCGACAACUCGGGCCACAUAUUUACGAGGUUAAAUUGGAUUACCCAGAUGAGUUCAUAACCUCAAUUUCAGGUUUUUUCUCCACCACUGUUAUCAGCUCUCUCACAUUUCGAACCAACAAAAGAGUAUGGGGACCCAUUGGUGAAGAGGAAGAGAGGUACUUUUCUUUACCAUCAGACGCUGGGAAAAUUAUCGGGUUUUUCGGAAGAAAUGGUGAUGUGCUCAAAUCUAUUGGAGCCCAAGUCGAGCUAUACUCUAACAAGCUCUAUCCCUUCAAGUCUGUGGGGUUAUUUGGGAGUUCAAGUGGGUCAUGUUGGGAUGAUGGCAAUAAGCAUACCAAUGUAAGGAAAAUCAUCAUUGAAUUUGUACCAAAUAAAAGGUCAUACAUCCGAUCAAUCAUGUUUCAGUAUGAAGAGGAGAACAAAGAAUUGUGGCAAUCGGAGACACAUGGUGGCAUUGAUGGAAACAAGUUCCAUAUAGUGAGGAACAUCCAUACGAUCAAUAUACAUGAUCCAGAUGAGUAUCUGACCUCAAUAUCCGGUUAUAUUUUGGGCAGCAUUAGAUCUCUCAUGUUUCAAACUAACAAAAAAAAGAUCGGACCUAUUGGUGAUGAAAUGGGAACGCACUUUUCAUCUCCUGCAACAGGUGGCAAAAUUGUUGGAUUUUAUGGGAGAAGUGGUGAACGUCUUGAAGCUAUUGGAGCAUAUUUUGAACCGAUCUCACAUCUCUACCCAAUUAAAUCAAUCGGACCAUUUGGAGGCCUAGGUGGAUGUGCUUGGGAUGACGGGAGAUUCAACGGUGUGAGGGAAAUUGAGGUCCUGCAUGAUGCGGUUAUCCAUUACAUUAAAUUUGUGUACGACAAAAGUGGUGAACAAGUUUGCUCAGUUAUGCAUGGCGGUCACAUCAGAGGAGUCGAGGCCAAGGUCACAAGGGUUAGAUUGGAUUAUCCACGAGAGUACUUGACAUCGAUCUCUGGUUACAACCAAGAGGAUGGUGACGAUAAUAAUAAUGCUAUCGUUCGAUCACUCACAUUUCAUAGUAAUAGAGGAAGACAUGGUCCCUUUGGCGAGGAGAAGGGGAAGUACUUUUGGUACCCAUCAACUGGAAGCAAAAUCAUCGGUUUUUAUGGAAGAUGCGGUGAGACUCUCAAUUCCAUAGGAGUGUAUGCGGAGCCCAUAUCGUACCUGUAUCCUUUCAAAACCAUUGGACCCUUUGGAGGCUUUGAUGGGACUCCAUGGGAUGAUGGAGUGCAUACCGAUGUGAGGGGAUUUCGCAUCAGUUUCAGCAACCUAAUUCACUCCAUCGGGAUUGUGUACGAUAACAAUGGUUCCUUUGUCGACCGCCCUCAACAUGGUGGAGGAGACGGGCCUCAAUUGAUGCAGGAGAACCGCCCCCAAUAUGGUGGAGGAGACAGACCUCAAUGGAUGCAGGACUACCGCCCUCAAAAUGGCGGAGGAGACGGGCCUCAAUGGAUGCAGGUCAGUCUAGAUUAUCCCAAGGAGCGUUUGGUUUCGAUAUCGGGUUGCUUGAUAGGAAAUGGAAUCAGUCCUCAAACUAUCAUCCACAACUUGAAAAUACAAACCACGAAGACCACUUACGGGCCGUAUGGACUCUACUUUGGAGCAUGGUCAGGGGAAGAUAACAGAAUGGUAACGGAAUUUCGUAUCCCGUCGGUAUCAGGUGGUGGCAGGAUCGUUGGCUUUUUCGGAAGGGCGGGAUCACAUCUUAAUUCUAUUGGAGCGCGUUUGGAACCGUAUUAGAUUAAAUCCUCUCCCUCCCCCAAGCUUUAUUUUUCUUUUUUGUUUCUUUGGCUUAUGAUUGUAAGAAUCCUCUUCUUUGUUUCUUUUUUUCCGAUGACGUUGAAAUAACUCUUUUAGUCAAGCGUUGGUCAUGGCGAGUUUCGCGUAG